GGCGUGGACAAAAGCGGAUGUCGCACCUCGCGAGCCCGAGUGCGCUGGGGCGCUACGUCGAGGACCGGCUGCGCCAUGGGCUUGAGCCCGUGCUCGAGGCCGGCUGGAUCGUGAGCCUUCUCGCGUAUGGCCACAAGCCAGAGCGCUUCCCGGACUUUGCCGAGGCUGCGCUGCAUGCUGCGAUCCGCGUGGCCGACGGCGGCAGCUUCCCGAACGUCGCCGCGUACUUGCGCCAUGUCCACGAGGCGCAUGCGCUCACGAUGCCCAAGCGCAUGUGUGGCUACAUGUUUCAGCAGAACGACAUCUCGUGGAGCUGCCGCGACUGCGAGAUGGACGAGACGUGCGUGCAGUGCCAGUCGUGCUUUGAGGCGUCCGACCACGACGGCCACCAAGUCUUCUUCCACCGGACAUCGCCGGGCGGCAUGUGCGACUGCGGCGACACGGAGGCGUGGCAGGUGCAUGGCAUGUGUCCGGCGCACCGCGUGCAGAGCAGCGAUCUCGAGGUCGUCGAGACGCCACUCGAGCUGCCACCGCCCUUGACCGCCACGAUCGUCGAUGUGCUGCGCGAGCUCAUCGUGUACAUGGUCGACGUUGCAGGUCGCGCGACCAACAACCACGACCCGACCAAGAUCGAGGCGCGGCUCAAGCCCAAGAAGCGCAAGCACAGCGACGACGACCUCCCGACCUUGUACCACGUGCGCAUCUCCAACGACGACGUGCACACGGACCAGGACCUCACGGGGUCGCUCAUCGACAAGGGCUACUCGCUCGAGUUUGCUGAGGCGUUCACCCAAUCUGUCGACGCCGACGGCGCCGCCCUCCUCAAGGAGAAGGUCCUCCUCCCCGAAGCCCUCUCGCUCAUGCAGGCCAUGGAAGCCGAGGGCUGGCUCGCGUCCGUCGUCGACGACGACCACCUCGCACGCGAAGCCAUCGUGGUCCACCUCUUCUCGUACGUCCACGGCCUCGCGCGGCUCUCGCCGACCUUGCAGCAGUCGCUCUUUGGCCUGCUGUUUGAGCCCGUCGCCUGCAUCGAGAAGGUCUACCCCCAUGUGUCGAGUGACAUGGAGCCGAUCGUCGAGCUGCUCACCGCGACGUCGGUGCUGCCCAAGGCGAUUGUCACGGCGCUGCACUCGGCGUACUUGAACCUCAUGGGCGACCGGACGCUCAAGUGGCAGUUCGCGCUCUUCUACGUCGAAGUCUACCAGCUGGUCAUGCGCGAGUACUUUUGCGGGGUCGGGACCAAGAACGAAGCGAUGUUUGGGCUCAGCGUCCAGAUCUUCACGACGCCGUCGAUCGUGCCGCAGCUCGUCGACGACAAGGGCCUCCUCCCGAUGCUGCUGCACGUGCUCGGCGAGGGCCUUGAGCUCACCAAGGUCGAUGACGCGCUCCAGACGCCGAUGCGCGUCAUCAACCUCGACCACAUUGUUGUCCGCUUUACGCGCUACGAGCCUGUCAUCACGGACCUCGGCUUUGUACUGCUCGUGCCGUCGAUCGCGCACGCCUUCCUCGAGCACCUCGGCGCGUGGGCCCGGCUGCUUGUCGAUGCGUCGCACCUGAAUGCCCAAGUGCGAGUGCGCGAAUCUGAGGCGCACAUUGAACUCGAAGACAACAUGCCGUGGUACAACGCCCUCAUGCUCCACUUGAGUCUGGCGUCGGUCACCGAGAGCUUCUUCAAAGGCCUCCGCAUGGCCAAGCAAGGGCUCGACGAGACGACGGCGGCGCUCAUCUGGGACGGGCUCUGGCCGGCGCUGACGGCGCACGCGUCACGACGUCGCUACCACACCGUCGCCGAUCAACGGCUCGUGCAGUUUGACGUGGCGGCCGAGCCCGUGUCGCUCCACCACCCGCUGCACCAAGCGAUCGGGCUCUUCGUACUCGAGGUGCUUGCCGCUGGUACCUUUGACGUCGCCGCCUUUGCUACCGCCCGCGUCCAGAACGUCGACGAGUGGGACAGCCUCUUGGAGUACCCGCUGCGGUCGCUGGUCUUGUCGGCGCAAAUCGCGAGUCAUCUCUGGGUCCGCAACGGCCAAGAGCUCAUGACGCACGAAGCCACGAGCUACGCCGACCAGGCCUACUACUUCCCCAACUUGACAGCGCACGUGUCGUUUCGAGACGUCGACCUUGCGCUGCUGCAGUUUGGGGCUGUCGUCUUGGGGCCCCGCGCCUUCUUGGCCCGCUUCCUCGACCGGUACGGCGUCGCGUCGUACCUCGCUGGCCCGACUGUGCGCCCGUGGACGCCUGAGAAACAGACGCAGCUCGUGUCGCAGUCGCUCCUCCAUUUGCUGUGGCUGCUCACGGAGCUGCCGCCGCCGUCAACCACAGGCGCCGAGGUCGCGCUGCGGCGCAAGCUCGUGCACUUGCUCUUGUACCAACCGUGCAACUACUCGACGCUCCGCGACGAAGCGGCCAGUGUGUACGCGUACCCGGGGUACGAAGCGCUGCCCGAAGACACGCGCAACAAGCAGCUCCAGUCGGUCCUCGACGCGAUUGCCGAGAGCCCGUCGGCGGCCAUCGACAGCAUCGCGCCGGCCAAGUAUGUGCUCAAGCACGCGGUGUAUACCGAGUACGACCCGGCCUGUCUGCAUCUCAGCCCGUCCCGGCAUAUCAAGGCGCAGGAAGCGCGCCACGACGUUGUCUUCAAGAACUGGCGCGACACGCCGCUGCCGCUUGUCGCUGCGCUGCCGCUGCCGCACCCGCACAUGGCCCGCGUCCGGGACUUGGCUCUCACGCCCGACCUUCUCGCCGUGCUCCGGCACUGCUUGCGCGACGCGCACCUCGGCGCCGACGAGACAGUGCUGACGCGCGUUGUCCACUUGCUCACGCUCCAGCUGCAUGUGCUGGCCGCGUCGUCCGAGCGAGACGCGGCGACGGCGGCGCUCAUGCCCGAGCUCACGAUGGCGGCCACCCCGACUGACGAGCGCCUUGGCCUGCCUCUGCCCUCUGGCACCCAUGCACCGUGCGGCGACGGCAGCCUGGUGCAGCUCCUUGCAGCGCAUGCGACACGGCUGCGGGCCCUCGGCGAAGCGUCGCUGACGCCGCUCCUGGCGGGGAUCCUCUACGUCCUCAACGCCUAUGCGGCGAUGGACGCGGCGAUGGCGCGCUUCCUGGCUGCCGACGUCCUCCGGGUCGUCACGACACGGACGAACGGACCAUUGGACGCCAAGGCGCGGCUCGCACUGCAGAAGCACAAGCAGCAGCAGGCGAUGGCGGCGAUGCUGGCGCGGCAGUCGCAGUUCGCAACCACGCUGCUCGAGGCGGAGGACGACGUCGAGGCAGAGGCAGAGAGGCCCGACGAGACGCUCCUCGAGCAGUUGCCGCCCGAGUGCAUCAUCUGCGCGCACGCCAAGAAGGACGACCCGGUGGUAUACAUCGGCCUCGCCCAACGCAUUGGCCGACCGCAGAGUUGCGAGACGGCGAUCCACGUCCAGCUGUGUGGCCACGCUGUGCACCUCUCGUGCGUCGAGCAGUACCGGUCGACCAUCCGCCGCGACACGGACGCGUCACUGCUCUCGGCCGUCGCCUUUGACGCCGCCCACGGCGAGUUCCUCUGCCCGCUCUGCAAGGCGCUGAGCAGUACGACCGUGCCAUAUGUCCCACGCGCGCCAAGUACGUCGGGCCACGCCAUGGAAGCCUUCUUCCAAGGCGCGAGCAGCGUCGACAGCGUCCUCUUGCACCUGACCUCGCUCCCAUCGCGUCUCCGGUCGUCGCCGCUGCCCUCGCUCCCGACGCUGGCCCGUGACGCCAUGCACGCGUUUGUUGAGUCGCUGCAGAUGCCACUCACGUCGGCCGCGGCCACGGUGCUCGACACGGUCGCCGACGCGUUCGCUGCCGCCGAGACCCAAGGCCUCUCGGAUGCGCUUCUGCAUGUGGCGUAUGCCCCGGAGGCAGUCGCGGUGCACCGGCUCGGCGUCGACUUGCCGCCCGACGCGGAUGUGUGCUUGGACGCGCUCACGCCCCGGGACGACGCCAAGUUGGAGGCGCUUCGCCUCGUCUUGCAGCUGCUCCCCGCGCUUCUCCCAAGCACGUAUGCAGGCGCAGUCCCGAAUGCACUGGCGGCGGCGCUGGAAGGGUCGGCUCCGACCAGCGACGUGCUCGCUGCCCUUACCGCGCCCUUGCUGUCGCAGGACCUGUUUCGGUCGCUGCUUCUCACGUGCGCGGUCGUCCAGGACAAGGCCGAGAUGCUCUGGACGAUCCGGGCGUUCGCUGUGCUGCAAAUGGUCCAAGCGCUAGUGCAGACGACGACAGCGUGUCCUGACGCCUUGCCCCGUGAUGUGACUGUGACGUCCGUGGACGGCUGGCGCGCGUCACUGGGCCUUCCGAUCGCGGCGACUGCGCCGUCGGGCUCGAUGCUCCAAGCCGUGUUUGAGUCGACGGUCCUUGGCUUUCUGCGCAAGGCGACGCUCGUCGCCCGCGCCGUCUUCCGCGGCGCCGAUGACCCGGACGCGGGCUUGUACCUCAACUUUGUCUCGACCUUGCGCGGGUCCAGCUCGCUCCCGAGCCUCUGCCAGCAGCUCGGCGUGCCACUUCCCGCUGAUGUCUUUGGCUCCAAGGCCUUUGGCACUUGGAUCGCUCCGAUGCUCGGAGCUGCGCAGGUCCCCGCGCUGCCGCUCGUGCUCGUGCGCAGCGUGCCGUGGGUGUGGCACGUGCACAGCACGCUGCUGCCGCCAAAGUACACGGACUUGUACGCGCUUCAUAGCGGCCACCGGUGCCCGAGUACGUCGCUGCCGAUGGAGACCACCGCGCUCUGCCUGCGCUGCGGCGUUGCUGUCUGUGCCGGCAGCGACUGCUGCAAGGUCGACGGCCAAGGCGCCUGCUCACGCCACGUUGCGCACUGCGGCCAUGGCAACGGCGCGUUCUUCCUCCUCAAGGCGUGCAGUGUGCUGCUCGUGAGCGUGCAUGGGCGCGCCUGUUUCUUCACGUCGCCGUACGUCGACGAGUUUGGCGAGGAGGACAUUUACGUCAAGCGCGGCCGGCCGCUGCACCGUCGCUUCAAGCGGCUUGCGCUCCUCGUGCAGCUCGUCGCAGGGCAUGGGAUCGCGCCCGAGGUGUCCAAGGUCCGCCGAACGUCCGAUCAGUACAUCCGCACCUAUUAUUAUUAAGCACAACGCAUCGCGCAUCGUCCUCUG
Messenger RNA from Saprolegnia diclina VS20, 5126 nucleotides. RefSeq lists its product as hypothetical. The transcript is spliced from 4 exons. Bases 18 to 5099 code for a protein of 1693 amino acids. Gene Ontology annotation, biological process: protein ubiquitination; ubiquitin-dependent protein catabolic process via the N-end rule pathway. The record is from RefSeq and is a predicted model, not a curated record. NCBI's taxonomy places the organism in Eukaryota, Oomycota, Saprolegniomycetes, Saprolegniales, Saprolegniaceae. Gene Ontology annotation, cellular component: cytoplasm; ubiquitin ligase complex. Gene Ontology annotation, molecular function: zinc ion binding; ubiquitin protein ligase activity.